AACUCGCAAAACAGGGAGGUUUAAAAAGGCAGUCAUGAACCAGGGGCUAACUCAUUCACACCUGAUUUCUUCCCCGCAGCAUCUGAGGUGGUUGUCAGCCAUGAUUGCUGUGUGGGACAGGUUGGUAUGGUGGGGGCUGCUGCUGCUACCAGCAGCAGUAAUGAGGCUCUCUGAAGCCCUUUCGGCACAAUGGCUGCCAGGAGAAUACGCAAACACAACCUCUGAUGCUUUAAGGUUCAUCGGUGAUUACAACAGCACUGCUGAGGAGGUUUUUUCCUUUGUCGUGUCUGCUGGCUGGAACUUCAACACCAACUUAACAGACCACAACUCCAAACUUCAGGUGAAUGCCUCCCUUGGGCUUGAGGCCUUUUCUGAAGCCUGGGGGUUAAAAGGCAAGACUGUCUUUAGUCCAGAGAUCAUUGACUCUCUUCCUGAUCCUAAGGACCAAACGCUUAUCAGGGGCAUCAUGAUGCUGGGUUUUGCUAAUCUUCCCGAGGAUGAAAGAGAGGAGGUUAACACCAUUCUCAGCAACAUGAGUCGCAUUUAUUCCACAGCUAAAGUUCAUCCGCAGCCAAACGUGAGCUGGAGUCUGGAGCGUGAACUCAAAGAGAUCAUGGCCAAAUCCAGGAGCUACGAGAAGCUGCUGUUCGUCUGGGAGGCCUGGCGCAAUGAGUCUGGAGUUCCUCUGAAGCAGCUCUAUACAAGGUUUGUGGAGCUCAGCAACAAAGCCUCCAGAGCCGAUGGAUUUGCAGACACUGGAGCUGACUGGCGAUCCUGGUAUGAGAGUGAAACCUUUGAGCAGGACAUGGACAAGCUCUACAAAACCCUCCAGCCGCUCUAUCUGCAUCUGCACGCCUUUGUGCGCCGCAAACUCUACGACCUAUAUGGUUCCAAGUACAUCAACCUGAAAGGACCAAUCCCUGCACACCUGUUGGGAAGCAUGUUUGCGCAGAAAUGGAACCACAUUUAUGACCUGAUGAUCCCAUUUCCCGACAAACCCAACCUGGAUGUGACUGAUGAGAUGGUCAGACAAGGCUACAAUGUUACACACAUGUUUCGAGUGGCAGAGGAGUUCUUCACCUCCCUAGGGUUGAUGGAGAUGCCAAAGGAAUUCUGGGAAGGAUCCAUGAUUGUCAAGCCUGAUGAUCGAGAAGUCGUGUGUCAUGCGUCGGCCUGGGACUUCUACAACCGCAAAGACUUCAGGAUAAAGCAGUGCACCAAAGUCACAAUGGAUGACUUCUUCACUGUACACCAUGAAAUGGGCCACAUCCAAUAUUUUCUGCAGUACAAGAACCAGCCAGUUGGUUUUCGUAGUGGUGCUAACCCUGGUUUUCAUGAAGCCAUUGGGGAUGUCAUAUUCCUUUCUGUUUCUACACCAAAGCAUCUGCACACGAUUAACCUGCUGGGAUCAGGAGACGCUGAUGAAGAAACUGACCUGAACCACUUGUUGAAGAUGGCGCUAGACAAAAUAGCUUUCCUUCCCUCUGGCUACCUCAUUGACCUCUGGAGAUGGGAGGUGUUUAGCGGAAGUACCCCUCCAGAGAGGUACAAUGCCGACUGGUGGUACCUCAGAACCAAAUAUCAAGGAAUCUGUCCGCCCAUCAGACGGACAGAAGAGCAGUUUGAUCCUGGGGCAAAAUUCCACAUCCCCAACAACACCCCAUACAUCAGGUAUUUUGUCAGCUUCAUCCUCCAGUUUCAACUCCAUGAAAAAUUGUGUGAAGUGGCCAAUCACACGGGUCCUUUGCACACAUGUGACAUCUACCGCUCUAAAGAAGCCGGAGCUAUUCUGAAGAAAAUCCUUGAAGCUGGCUCUUCCAGGCCUUGGCCUGAACUUCUCCAUGAGGCUAUUGGCACCAAUAAGAUAGAUGCCAGCUCGCUUAUGAAAUACUUUGAGCCUUUGAUGAAAUGGUUGGAGAAACAAAAUGUAAAUGAGACCUUGGGAUGGCCUGACUUCAUGUGGGUCCCACCCAUCCCUGAAGGAUACCCUGAUGGGGAAUAACUUAAAGUUGAAAAUUCUUUCAUUGGUGUUUAAUUUGCUGGUAAAAAGAUAUAUUUAUGUUUUGUGUAGAGUUUGUACAAAUUAGAAUUUCUUCGAUAAAAUUGUCUGGGUUGUAUCCACGCUGCUUGAAUUCAUUUUUCAUCAGUUUUAUGAAUAUUUUACAAUUGUGAAUGCAUAUGUAGUUAAUUCUUUCAAGAAUGUGAGCUUUCCUGAUUUACAUGAAUUUUCUUAUGUCCUAAUAAAACAUUUAGUCAAAA
Molecule: messenger RNA, 2259 nt
Organism: Oryzias latipes (Japanese medaka)
Lineage: Eukaryota; Metazoa; Chordata; Actinopteri; Beloniformes; Adrianichthyidae
Product: angiotensin-converting enzyme
Biological process (GO): proteolysis
Cellular component (GO): plasma membrane
Molecular function (GO): peptidyl-dipeptidase activity; metallopeptidase activity
Source: RefSeq, a predicted model, not a curated record